This is a messenger RNA of Anopheles cruzii, 2506 nucleotides long. RefSeq lists its product as uncharacterized. The record is from RefSeq and is a predicted model, not a curated record. The transcript is spliced from 5 exons. The coding region runs from base 63 to 1868 and encodes 601 amino acids. Lineage: Eukaryota; Metazoa; Arthropoda; Insecta; Diptera; Culicidae.
ACUACGCAAAAUACUCCAGCCAACGGUGGCAUCAACGGAUAGUUCUCAUUGCUCUGUGUCAAAUGAUUCAAAUGGCAGUGCCAACCAAUGAAAUAUGGCCUGUUGAGCGGCCAGAUGGAAUGCCCUCAAUAACAGCAUUAGAAGUGAUGUGCGGUAAAGAUCACAUGGAUGUGCAUCUUUCGUUUUCGGCACCAUUCGAAGGCAUCGUAAGCUCCAAAGGACAACACAGCGAUCCGCGGUGUAUUUACGUACCUCCUUCCACUGGGAAGACGUUUUUCACAUUCAGAAUUUCUUACUCACGCUGUGGUACGAAACCGGAUUUGAACGGUCAGUUCUACGAAAACACUGUGGUGGUUCAGUAUGAUAAAGACUUACUCGAAGUAUGGGAUGAGGCGAAGCGAUUGCGCUGCGAAUGGUUUAAUGAUUACGAAAAAACUGCCUCUAAGCCACCGAUGGUUAUUGCUGAUCUGGACGUGAUUCAACUCGACUUUCGCGGAGACAAUGUGGAUUGUUGGAUGGAAAUACAGCAGGGCAAAGGGCCCUGGGCACCGGCUGUUAGUGGGAUCGUACCUCUUGGUUCCACCAUGACUCUGGUCGUGGCGAUCAAUGAUUUUCGUGGAGAGUUUGAUAUGCGUGUCAAGUCAUGUGUGGCAUCCGAUGGUGCCGGUCAUGUGAUCAAACUAUCGGACGAGUAUGGGUGCGUGUUGCGUCCGAAAAUGAUUUCCCGCUUCCUGAAGGCCCGAGCCCCUGACGAUAAGGCUUCCGUGAUCACUUACGCCUUCUUCCAUGCGUUCAAGUUCCCAGAUGCGUUAAGUGUUCAUAUCAAGUGCAAAGUGGAGAUCUGCCGGCACGGUUGCCUGGACCAUUGUCAGCACAGUGGUACCGUGGGUGCUGGUACCGCGGGUACCCCGGGCAGCUUGAAGCAUGAUCUACUCGAGCGUAAGGACACGUUGAUCAGCCAGAACACGAACAACGUACUGGAAGACUCGGAAGAGGAAAUCGAUUCCGGUAUGAAUGGGCAGGAGGUGUACUACGACGAUAUCAUACACACCGAAAAACACUUCAGCCAGUACAAGAAACCACUGCCUAACCAGGGGGACAGAAAGAAGGACAACUACCACCAGUAUCACCAUCACAAUCGCGAGCCGAUCGACGGCCUUGAAACGCUAUUUUUAAACGACCAUUCCACACUGUCAGCAGACAUCAUGAAGAAACAAUCUCCGCCACCGCCUCAUCCACCACUCCAACAAAUACCCCAGAAAGUUGUUCCUGGUCCCGGUACUCCGAUGGACGACGAUAAGUUCCCGCACGGGCCUCGUCAGAUGGACGCCGAAAAGAGAAUGGGAAUGCCUGCGGUGGCCGGGCCACGAGCACUGAACCUGGAUACCAGCGAUGUACAGAACGAGAGCUACAACCAAGCAGGUUACCGGAUGCGACAACGACGUUCUGUGUAUGUGACAGACCGUAAGGGUCGUGCGGCGGAUAUCGGGGUCAGCGGUAUCUAUGAAGUUAUUUCUGAGGCAGAUCUAGCCUUCAAACCCGACAGUAAGCAGGAGGCGGUUACGGUUUUCCAGGGAAAAAUUACCGAGGAAGUAGUAUACGGCAUUUGUAUGCCUGUUCCAGGGUUCAGUAUUCUUUUCAUAUUGGUCAUUUCGGCAACCAUUAUUUCGACACUUGUCGCUGGCUCUCUACUGUACAGAUAUCAGCUACAGAAGGAUAUCAUAGCGAACCGAUCGCAAGCUCAGAAUGCGCCGAUGAACUCCAUAGCCACUUGGAUGACAUUGCGUCUGUUCCGUUCAAGGCACAAUGCUGCCGCAGUGAGAGGCGCCAGCGUGCGCCCAAUGGAUCUUAGUGCCAGUAACCAGUGAGAUCAGCUAUUGCGCACAUAAAUUCUCCAUAAUUAGUCGUAAUAAUUUAAUUCACCCUCUCUUCGACGAUCCUACGCAUUUCAUUCAUCUCUAAACAUUUCAUUGCCCAACUUUGGUUUCCCGAUGGUAUACUGUUUGUGUUUUUCGUUAACUCAAUGUCAAAUAAUGUCAUCAACUUUUAUAUAUUAAGUUCUUCCUUUUCUCGGGUUUAUUGCAAUAUAUGUUUAUCGAUUAAUUGACUAUUGGAGGAAAUGCAAACCAAGAUAGAAGCAAAGAAAACAUAGGCAAUAGGCAAUUGGCAUUGGAUUUGUUAUUAGUUAGGGUGGUAGUAAAAAUAAAUGGGUAGGCCCGGGAUCAUUGUUCACCUCGGCUGCAAUCUAUAUUAUUGCAAUGAUCGUCAUUACUUAGAAUCGCGAACAUGUAUCUUAGAUUUGAUUUACUUGUUCAACCUAUACGUUUCAUUAUAUGUAUCUGAGGUACUACUUGCAGGCAGACCAAGCGUACCGAGUUUGUGAAACUAGCAAAGAUUAAACUAAACUCCGUUUUAGAGUAUAUUUAUUUAACCUAAACGAUUAGAAAGCAAACGGUUACUGGCCCAAGAUAUAAAGGGUGGUUUGGGUGAACACUGAAGGUUUACC